This is a messenger RNA of Ambispora leptoticha, 1812 nucleotides long. The record is from the annotation of a GenBank genome assembly. Lineage: Eukaryota; Fungi; Glomeromycota; Glomeromycetes; Archaeosporales; Ambisporaceae.
AUGGAAACCCUUAACAAUUUCACCUUUUCCGAAUUGAUGAAGAAAGCGGAAGAACAGCGAAAAGAAAAGUAUAAAUGGAUGUAUGAAAAAGAAUCUGGUCCGUUAUUAUUGAAAGAUGGCACGGAGGAAUCGCAGAAGUUAAUUGAAGGGUCCUCAGAAUCAAGGCCCGCGCCAAUUGAAACUUGGAAAUAUAAAGUAAAAAAUGAGCUCAUGUUUUAUCCGGAGGGGCAUACAUCACAACCUGAAGAGAAUCCCCGGAUCGCACCAAAACAAAUUGCUCCAGCAAAUACGCGUUUUGAAACACCUGACGAGACGAAUAUCAAUAGUCAUGCUGCAACAAUCGCAACAAUUGCGGCAGGUCUCGAGUCAUAUGCUCCAUCCGAAUCAACUUCGGAAGCGGGUACACCCAGGGUAGCAGGGUACGAGUUUGUAUCGCCAACACCUUCACUUAAUCCUUCCCAAGUAGACAGCUCAGAAUUAAUGACUUGGGGUGUGAUAGAAGGAACACCUCUUCAAAUUAGUGGAGAUCAAACACCAGGUCCUACUUUUUCAUUACCUCCUACUCAUCGUAGAGAAAUGCUUGGUAUGAGCCUUUCAAGCACAGCAUCUCGAAAUAUUCGCAAGCGAAUUAGCGCAAUGAAUACUCCUCGGACACCUUCGUCACGGAGUGCAUUAGGGGCGAGAAUGGCAAGCACAAAUACGCGAACAUUAUUAUUAUCACCUGCAGCAAGAAAAUUAUUACGGAAAUCACACAAAACACGUGCAUCGCCAAGCCCAGAUUUAGAUUUACAGUUAAGGUCAUCAUAUGGAACUUCUCUUCGUAGUACAUCAUUGAAGAAUGUUCCCUUUUCUCCCAUGCGACUUAAUUCGCCAUCUUCUGCAUAUAUCCGAAGAAGUUCUGGGGCAUCAUCACAAUCGCCUUCCAUCACAGCCAGCAAUGAAGCCUCCGUGUCUAGAGAUGUCAAUCUUUGGUUCUUAAAAAUGUUCGAAUACACUUUUGAAACUCUAAAUGUGAUGCGUCCAGACGAAUAUGUUUUACAUGUUGAAUUAAACAGACCAAAAAAUCAUAAUGCAUUCAAUCAAGCAGUAUGGCGAGAACUGAAAACUUGUUUCACACAAGUUAAAUACGAUUCUGAAGUACGAGCUGUUGUAAUUUCGGGAGCAGGAAAAUCUUUUACUGCUGGAAUAGAUCUAUUUGAAACACCGUUGGGUAGCUUAAACGCAUCAGAAACCGAUCCCGCUCGUAGAUCCCACUUAACGCGUCUAACUGUUAUGAGCUUACAAGAUUCCAUUAGCUCAAUCGAACAAUGUGACAAACCUGUGAUUGCUAUAGUGCACAAUAACUGUAUUGGCGCUGGAGUUGAUUUAAUAACCGCGUGUGAUGUUCGAUAUUGCGCUAAAAACGCGAUUUUUUCUGUCAAGGAAAUUGAUGUUGGGUUAGCCGCAGACAUUGGCACAUUACAACGUUUACCCAAAGUGGUAGGGAAUGACAGUUUUGUGAGAGAAGUGUGUUUAAGUGGACGAAAUUUCUCGUCGGAGGAAGCAUUGACUUUUGGAUUGGUAAGUAAAGUAUUACCGACGAAAGAAGACGCUCUUGCUGAAGGUCUAAAAAUCGCCAAAAUCAUUGCUUCGAAAUCUCCUGUUGCCGUCCUCGGAACGAAACACCUACUGAAUUUUUCGCGUGAUCAUUCGAUCUCAGAUGGACUCGAAUACACGGCUGUUUGGAGUUCAGCCAUGCUAAAUACAAAGGAUGUUGAUGAAGCUGCUAAAGGAUUUUUGGAAAAAAAGCAACCAAAAUUCUCCAAACUCUAA